AUGAGCUCAAACCUCGUGCCACCACAAGUGUUUGUUGAUACUCCACGUCCACAUAACCAAGGCUCGAGUGCAGACGACUUCAAUGGUCUCAUCUCAGUCUCUCUCUCAAACUUUGUCGGCCAAAGACCGAAAAGUCCAAAACCAAGAAAGAGUCCAUCACCACGAGUCAGCCCAAUGGCGAGUCCAAGAAUGAAGAAGAAGUAA
Caenorhabditis remanei is the source of this 204-nucleotide messenger RNA. RefSeq lists its product as uncharacterized. The record is from RefSeq and is a predicted model, not a curated record. The transcript has 2 exons. Bases 1 to 204 code for a protein of 67 amino acids. Lineage: Eukaryota; Metazoa; Nematoda; Chromadorea; Rhabditida; Rhabditidae.